GCCUCCUCCGGGCGGCCCUCCGGGAUGCUGCAGAAGCGGGAGAAGGUGCUGCACCUUCGGGCCUUCCGGGGCCGGCCUGUCCGCAUCGUGCGGGAGCAUUACCUGCGGCCCAGCCUGCCCUGCCACAGCCCCCUCUGCCCAAGGCCCCGACAGUGUGCCAACGAUGGGAAACUUCUGUCCGGGGACGUGACACACUACGUUAUUCCUGAUUGGAAAGUGGUUCAAGACUUCCUGGAGGUCCUCGAGUUUCCGGAGUUGAAGGGGAUCAUCUUCAUGUACACGGCUAGCCAAGCCGUGCAGCAUCAGAGAGGACGGAGGCAGUACAACAAGCUGCGGAACCUCCUGAAGGACGCCCGGCAUGACUGCAUCCUCUUUGCUAACGAAUUUCAUCAGUGCUGCUAUGUCCCGAGGGUGCAAGGAGAGUCUAUGGAAAAGUGGCAGACUAGGAGCAUCUACCAUGCAGCCGUGUGGUACCAUGGACACUGUGAGGGGAAGAUGCCAGUUGUCAUGGUGACGGAAGACGAAGAGGCCAUCCAGAAGUAUGGAAGUGAAACAGAAGGCGUUUUUGUGAUCUCAUUCAAGGAUUAUCUGGGCAGUUUCUGGCCUGACCUAAAGGCCGCCCACGAGCUCUGCGAUUCCAUACUUCAGUCUCGGCACGAGAGGGAGAGCGAAAGUCUGGAGAACCAUGGGAAGGAGUAUCCGGAACACCUGCCUCUGGAAGUAUUGGAGGCCGGGAUCAAAUCCGGGAGAUACGUACAGGGCGUCCUCAACGUCAACAAACACCGAGCACAAAUCGAAGCUUUCGUUCGACUCCAAGGAGCCAGCGGCAAAGAAUCAGACCUGCUCAGCGACAUCCUGGUUCACGGGACGAAGGCGCGGAACCGCUCGCUCCACGGCGACGUGGUGGUGGUGGAGCUGCUGCCCAGGCGGGAGUGGAGGGGCCGCACGGCUGCCCUGGGAGAGAGCGAAAGUGACGAGAAGACGGGUGGAGAGGGGCCCGCCGAGCCCAUGCCCACAGGGCGAGUGGUGGGGAUCCUUCAGAAGAAUUGGCGGGAUUACGUAGUGACGUUUCCAUCCAAGGAAGAGCUCCAGUCUCAGGGCAAAAACAGCCAGAAGAUCCUGGUCACCCCGUGGGAUUACCGGAUUCCCAAAAUCCGCAUCAGCACCCAGCAGGCCGAAGCGCUUCAGGACUUCAGGGUGGUGGUGCGUGUUGACUCCUGGGAGUCAACGUCCGUGUAUCCAAAUGGACACUUCGUUCGCGUUUUAGGAAGAAUCGGAGACCUCGAAGGGGAAAUUGCAACAAUCCUGGUGGAGAACAGUAUCUCGGUGUCACCCUUCCCGGAAGCCCAGCUGAGCGAGAUGCCGGUCGACACCCCGGAAAAGCCGUGGAGGGUGAGCCCCGAGGAGGAGCAGGUGCGCGCUGACUUGAGGAAAACCCACCUCGUGUUCAGCAUCGACCCCAAGGACUGUGAAGACGUGGAUGACGCCCUGUCCGUGAGGACCCUGGAAAACGGCAACCUGGAGCUUGGGGUUCAUAUUGCGGACGUGUCUCAUUUCGUGACCCCGAACUCCUACACCGACCUGGAAGCUAAAACGAGGGCCACCACCUAUUAUUUAGCCGAUCGGCGCUACGACAUGUUGCCCUCUAUCCUGAGCGCCAAUCUGUGCUCGCUCCUCGGCGGAGUCGACCGGUACGCCGUCAGCGUCACGUGGGAACUGGACCGCACCUCGUACGAGAUCCAGAAGGUCCGGUUCGGGCGGAGCAUCAUCCGCUCGGCCUACAAGCUGUCGUACGAGACGGCCCAGACCCUCCUGGACGGGGACCCGGCGGCGGCAGACGCCAUCCCCGAGCUGAGGGGCCUGGACGGGGAGACGCGGCGGCGCCGGCUGGAGGAGCUGGGCCGGGCGGUGCGGACGCUGACGGCGGCGGCCCGCCGGGCCCGCGCUCGGAGGGCCGGGCGCGGGGCGCUGGAGCUGGAGGGCGUGGAGGUGCGCGUCCAGCUGGACCGGGACAACAACAUCCACGACCUGAUCCCCAAGCAGCCCCUGGAGGUCCACGAGACCGUGGCCGAGUGCAUGAUCCUGGCCAAUCACUGCGUGGCCACCAAGAUCUGGAAGACCUUCCCGCACCGGGCCCUGUUGCGCCGACACCCGGCCCCGCACCAGGAAUUCUUCGCCCAGCUGAGGACCUGUGCCGGGGCCAAGGGCUUCGCCAUCGACACGCGGUCCAACAAAACGCUAGCCGACUCCCUGGAUAAAGCAGAAGACCCCGAAGACCCUCUUGUGAAUCGAUUACUGAGGUCCAUGGCCACUCACGCCAUGUCUAACGCGCUGUACUUCUCCACGGGAUCGUACUCCGAGGAAGAAUUCCAUCAUUACGGACUUGCACUGGAUAAAUACACCCACUUCACCUCUCCGAUCAGAAGAUACUCAGACAUCGUGGUGCACCGAUUACUAAUGGCAGCAAUCGCAAGAGAGAAGCAGCUAGGCGAUAAAGAGCAUUUACUCAGCAACAAAGAUCUGGAGGAGUUAUGCAAACAUAUCAAUAACAGAAACAGGGCCGCCCAGCGUUCCCAGAAAGAGUCCACGGAGCUGUUUCAGUGUAUGUAUUUCAAAGACAAAGACCCCGCCACAGAAGAACACUGCACAGCAGAUGGCAUCAUUUAUUCAAUUCGAACCAACGGGGUGCUCGUGUUUAUUCCCAGGUUUGGCAUCAAAGGUGCCGCCUACCUGAGAAACAAAGAGGGCCUAGUGGUCUCUUGCCGCCGCGACGGAAGCUGCGAGUGGAAGCCGGGGUCCGUCCAACGCUUCCAGAACAAAAUCACUUCCACCGCAACGGGGGGCGACUCCGUCACGUUCAGCAUGUUCGACCACGUCACAGUCAGGAUUUCGGUCCAGACGUCCCGCUGCCACAGAGACACCGUCAGGCUGGAGAUCGUCAGCAAGAAGCCGUACCGGUCGGCGGAGGCGGCCCUCCCUUCUCAGGGUUCCCACUGGGCGACCAAGAGCGAUUUAGUCCGAGAAGUGACCCAGUCGGCAGCUCAACUCGCCCAAGAGGCCGCGGAGACCCAAGUCAGCCAGAAAGACAACCAGGAAUAUCGCCAGACAAAGGGGGACAGUCUCUAUCUCCUCCUGGAAGAGAUAAAAGACCUCUCUCUCAUGGACGAGUCAGCGAGCUAUGCGAAGAAAAUACAUCAGCUCCAUUGAAGGAGCUUUGCCUUAAAUUGAA
Tachyglossus aculeatus (Australian echidna) is the source of this 3229-nucleotide messenger RNA. RefSeq names its product DIS3 like exosome 3'-5' exoribonuclease (gene DIS3L). Gene Ontology annotation, molecular function: 3'-5'-RNA exonuclease activity; RNA binding. The coding region runs from base 25 to 3207 and encodes 1060 amino acids. Lineage: Eukaryota; Metazoa; Chordata; Mammalia; Monotremata; Tachyglossidae. Gene Ontology annotation, cellular component: cytoplasmic exosome (RNase complex). Gene Ontology annotation, biological process: rRNA catabolic process. The transcript has 17 exons. The record is from RefSeq and is a predicted model, not a curated record.